AUGGUUUCUUCACACCAUGCAUAUCCUCCCCUUGAUGGAUCUCUGUUACUCCCUGAAUUGCUGGAAUUCAAUGCGCAGCAUAAUUCGGAUGUCAUUUUCUUUGUCUAUGACAAACCUGGCAGCGAUGAAUUAGUGUCUAUCUCCCACUUGGACUUCUAUCAAGCUUGCCAUCGUGCCGCCCAGCGAAUCAGACCAGAUCGUGCAGGCGCAGACAGAGAAAUCGUCGCCCUUAUUGGGAAUACAGACACCCUCCUGUACCAGACAGUAUUCAUGGGUAUCAUCUUAUCUGGGUUGCUUCCAUUCCCCAUGUCCCCACGUAAUUCAGCAGCGGCAGUGGUCAACAUGAUGCAGAAAACAAACUGCCAUCGUUUGAUGACGACUCGCCAAAAUCUCGGUACCCUGAUUGAUGGGAUCACAGCGGAUUUCGUGUCUCAGGACACUGAAAGGAGUCAGCUGCAGAUCGACGAGUUCCCGGCGCUAAAAGACCUGUACCCCGAACUCGCCAGGGGUUCUCCAAACAAGGCUUUUCUCCCAUAUCCUUCCCCAGCUUCACGGCCGUCUGAGAACGAUAUACUAUUUUACCUACAUUCCUCGGGCAGCACUGGCUUCCCGAAACCCAUUCCGAUUACUAACCUGACUGUCAUCCACUGGUGCUUAAGCCCAUGCAUUCUCGACCAGAUCGAGUUUCCUCGUCCAAUCCGCGUUGGUUCUGCGUCCUUGCCAUCAUUUCAUAUCCUUGGUUUAUAUAUUCAGCUACUCAUGCCGGUCGCCUCCCUGAGUAGUGUGUCUAUCUACCCACCCACAUCCUUCCAAGACCCUUCGGCGGCCCCUAUAAUACCCAACGCGCAAAAUAUCUUGGACUCUGUAGUCAAAACGAAAUCGAAUGCUAUAGUGGUCGUGCCCAGCUUCCUGGAGCAAUGGGUGUUAUCGUCGAAUGCUGUCAAUAUCUUGAAGCCGCUAGAAUAUGUUGUCUUUGCUGGCGGUCCGCUCGCACCUAAGAUAGGAAACAGAUUGGUGGAUGCAGGGGUCAAGCUGUCUUCUCUUUACGGUGCUACAGAAUUCGGGGACAUCACAUAUUUCUUCCGAAACGAGGUCGAGCAAAAGCUGUGGGACUGGGUGCGAUUUGGACCAAACUCAAAGAUCAGGUGGGUUCCUCAGGACGAUGGUACAUAUGAAUGCCAAGUUUUGACAAUUCCGACGCAUCAAGUGUCAGUAGAAAAUCUCCCGGACAUCAAGGGGUUUGCCUCUUCGGAUGUAUUUAUCAAGCAUCCGACGGUCGAGGGUAUGUGGAAGAUCGUAGGAAGGAUGGAUGAUGUAUUGGUACUCUCGUCUGGAGAAAAGACAGUACCAGCUCCCAUGGAGAGUAUCAUCGGCGCCAACCCCUGUGUGAACGGCACGGUCAUGUUCGGCCGUGGACGCAACCACGGGCAUGAAAUCGACGUCGAUGACGAGAAACAGCUUGCUGAGUUCAGGAAUCGCGUAUGGCCGGACAUAGAGGAAGCGAAUCAAGAGGCUCCUACCUUCAGCAGGAUCUUUAAGGAGAUGGUUCUCGUGACACGCAGCGAGAAGCCCAUGCUUCGAGCUGGAAAGGGAACUGUAACUAAGAAAGCAACCGUCAAGUGGUAUGAGGAAGAGAUCAAUACCUUAUACGAAAAGGUAGAGGGCAGCACCAGAGCAGGCAUUGAUGUGCCUUUGCCUACGAACUGGACUGCGGACGACGUCGAGAACUGGCUCAUGGUUCACGCCGCUGCUGUGAACGCCGACAAGUCCGUCGAUCCUGAUGCUGACUUUUUUGCUCAAGGCUUCGACAGUCUCUCCGCGACAUUCCUCAGAAACCGCAUCCUCGGUUCCCUCAGGUCGUCACAAGAUCACGACGUCCAGAUAUCAGCAUCACGAAUCGACCAGAACAUCAUUUUUUCAAAUCCUUCGAUUCGCCAGCUCGCGAGGAGCGUCAUCAGUGCAGUAUCACCGCGAAAUUGUCCAAGCGCUGUCGAUGCCAAGACUUGUAUCGAGAAUAUGAUUGAGAAGUAUUCAGUCGGAUUUGGGAGCUCUGCCAAAGAUAACUCCGUCACUCUGGUUGACGGACGCACUCAAGGCGGUCAUGUGGUCAUCUUGACUGGGUCCACGGGUGGUCUCGGCUCAUACCUGCUUUCAUCUCUGCUUCAGCGCGAGGACGUGGCUGUGGUAUAUGCCUUCAAUCGUCCAUCAAAGGACGCGGCAUCCAUCGAACAACGACAGAAAAGUGGUUUCGACGGUCGCGGUUUGGAUGUUACCCUUCUGCAGUCGGAGAAACUGGUGUACGUAACAACUGAUACCUCUCAUGAUGACCUGGGUCUGGAUAAGGAUCUGUAUCAGAAGAUCUGCGCGUCUGUCACCAUCAUCAUUCACAACGCUUGGCGACUCGACUUCAACCUGGCGCUGUCAUCAUUGGAGCCUCAAGUACGGGGAACGCGGAAUCUUAUAGACCUCGCAUUAUCUUCUCCGCGCCACUCAAAGCCACGUUUCAUGUUCACCUCUUCUAUUUCAACUGCUCAAGGCUGGGAUAGAGCAAAGGGACCUUUCCCGGAAGAAGUGCAGUACGAUGCGGGCGUAGUCGCAGAAGGCUUGGGCUACAGCGCAAGCAAAUACGUUUGUGAAAGGGUCCUCGUGAACAGCAAGUUGCCGGCAACCUCAUUUAGAAUCGGGCAAAUAACUGGAGGGCCCCCACGAGGAGCUUGGUCAACAACGGAAUGGCUGCCGAUCAUCGUUAAGUCGAGUGUUAGUCUAGGUGCGCUUCCUGAAGCCCAGUGGCUUCUAACCUGGAUCCCUCCCCACGCCGUAUCAAAUGCUAUUCUUGAUGUGGCUUUCGCGGAAGAAAAACCUCCCGUUGCGGUUAAUCUCGUGCAUCCGAGACCGAUAACGUGGGGGGCAGUAAUGCGGCCUAUUGCGGACGCCAUGGCUAGGUAUAAGGUCACAAGUAUCCCGCUGCCUCUCGUUCCAUUCUCGAAGUGGCUUGAAAAGCUCGAAUCGAGUGCCAAGGACUGCGAGCGAGGAAAAUAUCCAAACGUUUUCCCACCCGAUCUUCGAUUGCAGCCUGCUAUCAAGCUUCUGGACUUCAUGCGUUCUAUAACUCGAUCAGACAUCGCAAUCAGGGCGUCUGGCGAGAUGCGCUCAGAAGCGGGUAGCUUUCCUCCAUUUGCCACGGAAGUGGCUCAGCGCGUCAGUCCGACGGUCAAGGAGCUAGAGCCGCUGUCGUCGGCAGAUGCAGUACAGUGGGUGAACUAUUGGGCGGCGGCGGGGAUGUUUCAAUGA
Messenger RNA from Suillus paluster, 3291 nucleotides. RefSeq names its product putative aminoadipate reductase. Lineage: Eukaryota; Fungi; Basidiomycota; Agaricomycetes; Boletales; Suillaceae. The transcript is spliced from 14 exons. The record is from RefSeq and is a predicted model, not a curated record. Bases 1 to 3291 code for a protein of 1096 amino acids. Gene Ontology annotation, molecular function: phosphopantetheine binding.